Phyllopteryx taeniolatus (common seadragon) is the source of this 2941-nucleotide messenger RNA. RefSeq names its product transient receptor potential cation channel, subfamily C, member 4b (gene trpc4b). The record is from RefSeq and is a predicted model, not a curated record. Gene Ontology annotation, cellular component: membrane; cation channel complex. The transcript is spliced from 11 exons. Gene Ontology annotation, biological process: regulation of cytosolic calcium ion concentration; calcium ion transmembrane transport; manganese ion transport. Gene Ontology annotation, molecular function: store-operated calcium channel activity; protein binding; inositol 1,4,5 trisphosphate binding. The coding region runs from base 135 to 2834 and encodes 899 amino acids. NCBI's taxonomy places the organism in Eukaryota, Metazoa, Chordata, Actinopteri, Syngnathiformes, Syngnathidae.
UGGAGGACUUGUUCCUCAGAAGAAGAGGAUUCAAGCGGCCUAUAUAUAUAUAUAUCGAAUUUUUUUUUUACAUUCUUUCUGACAUCUCCUGGUUAUCCAUCGAGUGGCUACCUUGCAACGUGGACAAGUGAACAAUGUCCCAGCUGUACUACAAGAAGACAGACAGCUCCUCAUACUGCGACCGCAUCCCCCUGCGCAUCGUGCGGGCCGAGUCGGAGCUCUCGGCCCUGGAGAGGGCCUACCUCGGGGCGGUGGGCAAGGGCGACUACGCCACGGUGAAGGAGGCCCUGGAGGAGGCUGAGAUCUACUUCUGCAUCAACAUUGACUGCGUGGACUCUCUGGGGCGCACUGCGCUGCUCAUUGCCAUCGAGAACGAGAACCUGGAGAUCGUGGAGCUGCUGCUCAGCUAUAACGUGCAUGUGGGCGACGCCCUGCUGCACGCCAUCCGCAAGGAGGUGGUGGGCGCCGUCGAGCUGCUGCUCAACCACAAGAAGCCCAGUGGUGAAAAACAGCUCCCACCCAUUCUGCUGGACAAACAGUUUUCGGACUUUACCCCUGACAUCACUCCGAUCAUCCUGGCAGCCCACACCAACAACUACGAGAUCAUCAAACUACUUGUGCAGCGAGGCGUCUUCAUACCUCAGCCGCACGCCGUGCUGUGCGACUGCCUGGAGUGCGUGUCCAGUUUGGACGUGGACGGCCUGCGCCACUCGCACUCCCGCCUCAACAUCUACAAGGCAUUGGCCAGCCCGUCGCUAAUCGCCCUGUCCAGCGAGGACCCGUUCCUCACGGCCUUUCAGCUCAGCUGGGAGCUGAAGGAGCUCAGCAGGGUGGAGAACGAGUUCAAGUCAGAGUAUGAGGAGCUGUCGCAUACGUGUAAACAAUUUGCAAAGGACCUCUUGGACCAGACCAGGAGCUCCAAGGAGCUGGAAAUCAUCCUUAACUACCGUGAUGACAUCAACCCACUGCUGGAUGAGAACACUAACGAUCUGACGCGGGUCAAAUUGGCUAUCAAAUACUGCCAGAAAGAGUUUGUCGCCCAGCCCAACUGUCAGCAGCUGCUGGCCUCCCGGUGGUAUGAUGAGAUCCCGGGCUGGAGGAGGCGUCACUGGGCAGUCAAGCUCAUCACGUGCAUACUCAUCGGGCUCCUCUUCCCCCUGUUAUCCAUCUUAUACUUGGUCUCUCCGAAAAGCCGUUACGGCUUAUUCAUCCGCAAGCCCUUUAUCAAGUUCAUCUGUCACGCCGCUUCCUACUUGACAUUCCUGUUCCUGCUCCUCUUGGCAUCGCAGCACAUCGAAGCCCCGCAGCGUGACCUUCAGGGCCCGGCACCAACCGUUGUGGAAUGGAUGAUCUUACCCUGGGUCAUCGGGUUCAUCUGGACAGAGAUCAAGCAGAUGUGGGAUAGCGGUUUCCAAGACUACCUGGACGACUGGUGGAACAUAAUGGACUUCAUUAUGAACGCAUUGUAUCUCGCAACCAUUUCCCUGAAGAUUGUUGCCUAUUCAAAGUAUAGCGGGCACAAACCCCGAUGCAGCUGGGAAAUGUGGCACCCGACCCUAAUAGCCGAGGCGUUGUUUGCCAUCGCCAAUAUCUUCAGCUCCCUGCGCCUCAUCUGCCUUUUCACCGCCAAUUCCCAUCUGGGCCCGCUGCAAAUCUCGCUGGGCCGCAUGCUCCUCGACAUCCUGAAGUUCCUCUUCAUCUACUGUCUGGUGCUGCUGGCCUUCGCCAACGGCCUCAACCAGCUCUACCUUUACUACGAAACCGACGAGGGCAGCAACUGCAAGGGUAUUCGUUGCAUGCAGCAAAACAACGCGUUCUCGACGUUAUUCGAGACACUGCAGUCGUUAUUCUGGUCUGUGUUUGGCCUCAUUUCCCUGUAUGUGACACGAGUAAAGCCGGACCACGAAUUCACGGAGUUUGUUGGAACCACCAUGUUCGGCACGUACAACAUCAUCUCCCUGGUUGUGCUGCUGAACAUGCUAAUUGCCAUGAUGAACAACUCGUACCAGCACAUUGCCGAUCAUGCGGAUAUCGAGUGGAAAUUUGCCAGAACUAAAUUAUGGAUGAGCUACUUUGAAGAGGGAGGAACUUUGCCAUCUCCGUUCAACAUAAUACCCAGUCCCAAGUCAUUUUAUUAUCUGACAGGAUGGAUACAAGCGCGCGUAUUUCGGAGGCCAAGCUUAAAAAGACUCGCAACCUUUGAAAGUUUGGGGAGGCGUGCAGCAGACAAUGUCAGACUAAACCACGAGUAUCAGGAGGUUUUAAGAAACCUAGUAAAGAGGUAUGUCGCGGCAAUGAUCAGAGACGCCAAGACAGAAGAAGGCUUGACUGAGGAAAACUUCAAGGAGCUCAAGCAGGACAUCUCCAGCUUCCGCUAUGAGGUGCUGGGAAUGAUGAAGGGCAAAUCGCAAGGCCGAGGCUCUGGGAAAGCAGCGAGCUCCCCUUUUGCUUACCAGGGAAACUCCUUCAAGUACUCCCCUAAGUGGUGCACGGAGGAGUCACAACAGAGGCUGGAAGUGUUUGACCUGACCACCAAUAGGUCGAGUGGAGCUGCCAACACAAGCCGCAGUCCGACCAAUAGCUGCGUUGUCCCGGCGACUACUGCAAAAAAACACUUUGACGACGUCCCCCAGCAGAGACACUCCGGAAUGCCCUCUCAGAACUGCAAUGAAACCAAGUCAAAGUCUGAGAAGGCCUCGAAGAGUUCGGAAACCGCCAGAGGACGCGGCCAAGAGUGCAAAAGUCCGAGGGUGAUAGUGGAAGCCGCGCAGGAGGUGGAGGAGGACGCUCAAGAGAAGGACCAUUCAUGCAAACUACAAACUGAUGAACAUUAAUGACCUAAAUAAAAAAAAUGAAAAAACACAUUCAUCCACGUCCACAAAUAAUGUUUUUUAUUUUUUGCUGCUUUGUUGUAAUUUAUUAAAUGAAGACACCUUUCUGA